AUGCACAUCAAACUGGGCCUAUUCAUAUUCUCUAUCCUUCUGUUUGGGCAACUAAGUCUUUGUCAACUUCCGACUGACAGCGAUCUAUAUCGUUAUAGCCUCUUUGAUUCCUUCGUCCAGCCCGCCAACCACACAAAAGGAUAUAGGCUUUCUUAUCGCAAUGGACGCUAUUAUGUGUACACCGACUCCUAUGAUGAUGGUGACGAUCCCGUCGACAUCAUUGGAAUUGACAAAUACGACUAUGUCAUCACUGUCUACGAAGCGUAUAAUGGUUGGGAAGAGAGAGACGAAAGCGAAAGACUAAAGUUACGCGACAUUCAGAUGGAGUUGUGGGACAUACAGCCAGACGUCAGGCGUAGUGAUUUGACCGCUGUGCGACGUAAGGGUAUUGUCAACAAGAAGACAGCCAGGCAAAUUCGGAGGGUGUAUGAAACGCUUGAAGAGAAUGAAGAUGAAACAAUCAUCUUGAAUUCCAGCGACAGUGGGUCUAAAGGGGAAGCGUGGGAGUUGCUUGAGGAUACACCAUUCUUUGGUGGAACGGCAAAGCUCUUGGAUGAAUAUAACGUCGGGAAGCGUAUAUACCAGAUUGUUAUUCGACCGACAGAUCAGUCGUCCGGAGAUCACGACCUAGAGUUUAGAUUUGACUAG
Messenger RNA from Colletotrichum higginsianum IMI 349063, 648 nucleotides. Its product is annotated as EC32 protein. Lineage: Eukaryota; Fungi; Ascomycota; Sordariomycetes; Glomerellales; Glomerellaceae. Bases 1 to 648 code for a protein of 215 amino acids. The record is from RefSeq and is a predicted model, not a curated record. The transcript is spliced from 3 exons.